Molecule: messenger RNA, 1332 nt
Organism: Penicillium oxalicum
Lineage: Eukaryota; Fungi; Ascomycota; Eurotiomycetes; Eurotiales; Aspergillaceae
Product: DMT family transporter
Exons: 3
Coding region: 1-1332 (443 amino acids)
Biological process (GO): intracellular calcium ion homeostasis
Cellular component (GO): endoplasmic reticulum membrane
Molecular function (GO): enzyme regulator activity
Source: RefSeq, a predicted model, not a curated record
AUGGUUGUGAACCGGCCUCCAAUGCAUCGGCCAACCGACGGCCGAUCGCAGCAACCGUUACUCAAAGACGAUCCUUCUCCACGGCUUGAUCGAUCAAGCUUCAGCCAUGACACAGAACAUCGACCCAUGUUGCACCAUACCCGUCGGCCGACCAUUCAAUCCCGAAAUUCCGAAUAUGACGCUGCGCAAGCAACCCGGAAGAAGUACAUAAUCGCAGCGGGGUUUCUACUGUUGAGUUUGGCGAGCUUCGUCGUUCAGACCGAGACAGCUGUAUACAUUCAGCAUGAACUACACUGGGAUAAACCGUAUUGUAUGCUGUACAUCACCCAUGGCUCCUGGUCAUUGCUGUGGCCCUUUCAACUCCUGAUUCUUCGAAUUCAAAAGCGAAAACUGUCCUGGGCAGCGUUCUGGCGCCGGCAUGUUUAUUUGGUCAAGACCACCGCUCAGAUGGUGCAAAGCCAAGACGUCCAUCUCACCUCGCGGGACUCUCACCGAUCACCCGUCCCGUAUAUGAUCAAAACGACCGCGUUUGUGACCACCGCUCUGACUGUCGCCGGUGGGUCGUGGUACUUGGCUGUGAACUUGACCACCGCUAGCGACUUGACGGCUAUUUACAACUGUUCCGCCUUUUUUGCGUAUGCGUUCUCCAUUCCGCUUCUCAAGGAUAAGCUACGCCUUGACAAAAUCCUCUCGGUGUGCGUGGCCAUCAUCGGUGUGCUCAUCGUUGCAUACGGUGAUCGACCCAGCAAGGUGGCCAAGGAUGGAUCGGCCAAGACCGGAGUUGAUGAAGAAGCUCAGAACCGGCUCCUGGGAAAUAUCAUCAUUGGUAUUGGCAGUGUGCUGUAUGGCCUUUAUGAGGUCUUGUACAAGCGCUUUGCCUGUCCGCCCGAGGGAACUAGUGCCGGGCGAGGGACCAUCUUUGCCAAUACCUUUGGUAGCAUGAUCGGUUGCUUCACUCUCUGUGUGUUGUGGAUUCCGAUCCCCAUCUUGCACAUGCUGGGAUGGGAGACCUUUCGGGUCCCCACGGGUGAAGCGGCGUGGAUGCUUUUGAUUUCUGUGCUUGCCAAUGCGACUUUUUCGGGAUCAUUCCUCGUCUUGAUCUCCCUGACAUCGCCGGUGCUCUCGUCCGUAGCAGCACUCUUGACGAUCUUCCUCGUCGCGAUUGUUGACUGGAUCCGCACAGGACAGGCUCUGUCCUUUUCAUCCAUUGUGGGUGGAGUAUUGAUCAUGGCCGCAUUCUUCCUGCUCAGCUGGAGUACCUAUCGGGAAAUGCAGGAGGAGCGCCGGAAACAACUGGAAAACGAUCAGGUGGAGUCUGAGAGCGACGAGUAG